ACGUGACUGUCAGUCAGCUGAUCAUUUCUGCGUCCUGUAUCUCGACUAUGAGGGUCACGUCGAUGUUAUUUUAGCCGUUUAAUUGUGCUUUAAAAUAAAUCGAUCUAUUUAAACGCUCGGUUUGUCGAUUUGACAGUAGUUUGAUUUAGUGUGUGACUGAGCGAGUAAAGAUGUCAGCAAAAGAUCGCAUCGAUGUUUUCCCUUCUAGAAUGGCUCAGUCCAUCAUGAAAGCUCGUUUGAAAGGAGCUCAGACUGGCCGGAGUUUGCUGAAGAAGAAAGCGGAUGCUCUUUCUAUGCGAUUUCGCCAAAUUCUUAGAAAAAUCAUUGAGACUAAGACACUGAUGGGUGAAGUGAUGAGAGAAGCCGCCUUUUCUUUAGCCGAGGCCAAAUUUGCUGCUGGUGAUUUCAGCACCACGGUCAUUCAGAACGUGAAUAAAGCCCAGGUGAAGGUCAGAGCUAAAAGGGACAACGUUGCAGGUGUUACUCUGCCUGUAUUUGAGCAUUAUCAGGAGGGUGGAGACAGUUAUGAGUUAACUGGUCUGGCCAGGGGUGGAGAGCAGCUGUCUCGACUGAAGAGGAACUACGCGAAAGCAGUUGAGCUUCUUGUAGAGCUGGCGUCUCUGCAGACCUCAUUCGUCACAUUGGACGAAGCCAUCAAGAUCACAAACCGCCGUGUUAAUGCCAUCGAGCACGUGAUUAUCCCACGAAUCGAGCGCACGCUCACGUACAUCAUCACAGAGCUGGACGAGCGCGAGCGCGAGGAAUUCUACAGGCUGAAGAAGAUCCAGGAGAAGAAGAAACAGCUCCGUGAGAAGACUGAGAAGGAGAUUGCUAAACGCUUGGCUCUACUGGGCCCGAGCGCCGAGCCCACGAACAUGCUGAACGAGGAGGCCGAUGAAGACCUGCUCUUUGAAUGAGACCUCCAGGAAUCCACGUUAUAUUUAUUCCUGCCCUUGAGGCGGAGCUUAAUGUCUAGUAAACAAGAAAUGUACUUGUUUGGUGUAUCUGUUGUUGCCGUUUCACUACUUUUUGUUUGUAGAAUUAAACUGUAAUAUGGAUUUGGACUGUAAUAGAAACUAUCAUUCCAUUGAAUUGCGCACAGUUUAGGGCGUCUUACUGUAUGUAUUAAAACCAGUGCAACUUUUCUUGUUACAGCCCCAGUGUGUGAUUGACAAAUUAUGUGACGUACAUCACAACUCAUGUUUGUGUUGUGAUUGAUGAAAAUAAUUGAAUUCACGAUGUGGUUGUGUGAUCAUAAUCUUUACCUAAGAUCAGGCCACACUCCUGCUUUUGGUCAUGUGGUUGAGAAAUGUGUGAUUGUUUUGGUCCGAAGGAAUGCUUCCACCUCCUGUGGAUUUAAUUUCAAUAAAUGUUGUAAAAGUUCA
Molecule: messenger RNA, 1385 nt
Organism: Triplophysa rosa
Lineage: Eukaryota; Metazoa; Chordata; Actinopteri; Cypriniformes; Nemacheilidae
Gene: atp6v1d
Product: ATPase H+ transporting V1 subunit D
Exons: 9
Coding region: 171-917 (248 amino acids)
Cellular component (GO): proton-transporting V-type ATPase complex
Molecular function (GO): proton-transporting ATPase activity, rotational mechanism
Source: RefSeq, a predicted model, not a curated record